UGUGGGUCAAGGGACCAAAUGAUGUAUGUUUGGUCCACGAACAGCUGGCUCAUAACAAACAGGGCUGGAAAACAUGUAGCAGCAGGCCAGACAGAGAGUGGACUAAAGCUGUCAAGAGAAUGACUGACACACACCCACACACAUAACUUAUUUAAAUAAAUACAUACAUUUAUGUUGUUAAUAAAUAACAAUAAAUUGUUGUUGUACCAGCAAUAUCUCCCAAGUUUUGGUUUUCACUGUAGAAAUCUCAAAUGUCAUAAUGAUUUGCCAAUACAAGAGAGUACCCGGCACCUUUUUUUCCACUUCAAGCACUGCCGGUUGCUAACUAGGUAGCUAGGGAAAAGAAGAGCUCUUACUUUAAGCUGCUCUUGUAGUGUUGAGUUGAGUGAACCUUCGGCGGUGAAGCUGCAGAGAAGAGUGGGAGUGUUGUGCAGAAAACUGGGACACAAAAAAAGGAGGAAAGCUGAAGGUUUGUCGCGCAGUGUCAGUGCGCAUACCCGGAAAAACAAGCUAACCACGUGGGUUUGACCAGCCGCCGUGCAGGAUCAAGAUGAAUGCAGAUGAGAACAAUAUCUAGGAGCUUCAGGUCCAGGUGGGAUCAUGAGGGAUCGCGGCCAUCGGGCUGGACGAGCUAAGAGGAAGAGGAGGCAGAAACAAGAGAGUGUCGUCCAGUCGGUCUCUCUGGGUCACCAGCCGCAGUACGUGAGGCUGAUAAAGUUUCUCCACCGACGGGGUUUCACCUCAACGCUGCUGCAGCCAGCCCUCUUCACUGACACAGGCAGAGGACUGCAAGCUCUCAAGAGCAUAAAGCCUGGCCAGCUGGUCAUUUCUCUGCCAGAGUCCUGUCUCCUCACAACCUCAACUGUUCUGGACAGCUACCUGGGACAGUAUAUCAAGAGCUGGAAGCCCCGCCUCUCUCCCCUGGUGGCGCUCUGUGUCUUCCUGGUGUGUGAGCGGCACCGUGGAGAGGCCUCUGAUUGGUUCCCCUACAUCGACGUGCUGCCCACCACUUACACCUGCCCCGCCUAUUUCACCGAUGAUGUCAUGGCCGUUCUGCCGACCAGUGUGCGGAGACGGGCUUUAGAGCAGAGGGAGGCGGUGCGAGAACUCCACUCCUUUAAUCGAGACUUUUUCAGAUCCCUGCAGCCAAUCGUGACUCGGCCCGUGGAUGAGCUGUUGACAUAUGAAGCAUUGAGGUGGGCGUGGUGUAGUGUCAACACACGCUCCGUCUUCAUGUCCCACCCGUCCAAUAGCUUUCUGUUUGGACAGGAUGUUUAUGCUUUGGCUCCCUUUCUGGACCUGCUCAACCACCGCCCUGACGUGCAGGUAAAAGCCAGUUUCAAUGACACAACGAGAUGUUAUGAAAUCAGGAGCGUUUCCGGGACACUCCGCUACCAGCAGGCCUUCAUUAACUACGGUUCUCAUGACAGCCAGCGCCUGAUGCUAGAGUACGGAUUUGUUGCCCCCUGUAACCCCAACAGCGUGGUCUAUGUGGAUACAGAUCUCCUCGCAGACGUUUUAGGAGGCGAUAAGAGUUUGGAUCAGAAGAUCAAGUUUCUCAGAGAGAACAAUUUCCUUCAUAAUCUCACUGUGUCCAGUGAAGGUCCCAGUUGGAGGCUGAUGACGGCUCUCAGACUGUUGUCCCUGCCACAAACACUGUAUCACCACUGGAAGGCAGUGUUGCUCGGCCAGGUGGUGUGUGAAGAGAGAGAAGAGAGGAGCUUGCAGACAACUAAGACUCUCUGUCGACGGCUACUACAAGACACUCACACAGCCCUGGAUAAGAUCGCCCACCUCCUCCGGCAUUGUGACCAGUCAGUCAGGGAGCAGCUAGAUGUGGUCAAGUCACUGCGACAGGAGGAGAGGUGCAUCCUGGGAAGCUGUCUUGAGGCACUGGAAGGCACGGCGAGACACCCAGAGGAACUCUUGUCACGCCAACCUGAGACUGACGCUGUGAGCUGACAUCCGAUUGGUUCCCUGGCCUGCCAAUCGCUACAAGAAGCAACGUUGUUGGCUGAACUGGUGGCGCCGGACAGGCUCCCUGUUCUGCCUGUCGACAGGUAUGGCUGACAGAAGGCCACAGUCCUGUAACCAGAGGGUCACAGGUCUGAUUCCAGGUAUGCUCAAAGAGCGCCCGCCCUGUUAUAACGACGCUAAGCAAGACGGUGAGGCUCUCAUCUCAUCUGGACAGAAUAGAGCUUUGAGUCUCUGCCCGAACACAAUUGGGCCGGGCUGUAAUUCAUAGGUUUGUGCAAAUUUCCCAGUUUUUGUUCAGUUUUUUAAUUUCAGACCUCAUAGUCUGUGUAAUGUCAUGUAAUGUACAGGCUGUGUGCGACCACCAUCUUCUACAUAACUAUUCCACCUAGGGCUAAUGUACGCUGGCUGCGUCGCGUGAGCGCGUCAGCUGCGUGGCGUGUUUUUAUUUCGGCUCCCACGUUAACAGGUUAGAGCUCACACGCUGCCCGGCAGCGUGCAGGAGGCCUUCCAGAAAAAGGAGGGGAGAUUUGGGGUUUUUAAAUCAGCCGUGGUUUGGGUUCGGGUCUGGCUCGGACAGAAACUAUGCAGGUUCAUGUAGGGUCAGGCCGGAUUUAUUUUGGGCCCAAUCAUAGCUCUAAAAUACAAUUAUGAGGAAACAGAGUAGAGAGGAAAACAACAUACUUUUUUCUUAUUUAUUUUCUGAUGUAAAAAAAAAAAAAAAAAAAAAAAUGUACAGUUCUCGAUCAUUUCCAUUCAGAAGUUGAAUUAGUUUCAGAUUCAAGUAAUUACAAAGUACAGAAGACAAAAAGCGCAACAUUACACAACAUGCCUUCUAACAGCGACUUUAAUUCCAGUUCCUGUUUAUAAUUAUUUGUACAUUUGGAUGAUAAGCAAAACUUUGCAUCACACCAGUUACACCGACAGCAAGUAGUGCAGUCGUCUUUAUGUGAUAAAAUGUGUAGUUGAUGGAGUCAAAUGAAGUGUUGUGGAUUAUUCUCAAAGAAAUAUAAAGUAAUGAAUAAUGACCAGACAGGCUUUAACGUGAGCCACAUGAAAUCAUACAUAUUCAGAAUGGGGUCAAAGGUGUCUGUGUUUGGAGGAACCGCGCUGGCUCGUUGGUUAGAACCGUUUCUUCAGAACCAGAAGAAAAUGGAUUCUUCCUGCAGCUUCAAGUCAAGCAGGUUAGGUGAACUGGAGGUGCUAGCCCAGACAGACAGAAGGCUGAUGUCGUCUGCCUGUAAUGAUGCGUGCUGUGGCAGGUUUCAGGCCCCUAAAAAAACGAAUACAAGUAAAAGUGUUCACUUGUUAUAUUAACCCUUGUGAUGUCUUCCCGUCGACCAUGCAACUUUUAGUUUUUCUGGUUCAAAAAAAAAAAAAAAAAAACUGUGGC
Messenger RNA from Perca flavescens (yellow perch), 3367 nucleotides. RefSeq names its product SET domain containing 4 (gene setd4). Lineage: Eukaryota; Metazoa; Chordata; Actinopteri; Perciformes; Percidae. Gene Ontology annotation, molecular function: protein binding; protein-lysine N-methyltransferase activity. Gene Ontology annotation, biological process: peptidyl-lysine trimethylation; peptidyl-lysine monomethylation. The record is from RefSeq and is a predicted model, not a curated record. The transcript has 13 exons. Bases 601 to 1962 code for a protein of 453 amino acids.